This is a messenger RNA of Sphaeroforma arctica JP610, 1038 nucleotides long. RefSeq lists its product as hypothetical. The record is from RefSeq and is a predicted model, not a curated record. Lineage: Eukaryota; Ichthyosporea; Ichthyophonida. The transcript is spliced from 2 exons. The coding region runs from base 1 to 1038 and encodes 345 amino acids.
AUGGUAUCGUUCGCUUUGGCAUCAUACCGGUCGUGGGUGUUGGGUGUCCGCAAUGGCAUCCAGCCCAAUGUGGCGUACACGUACUCGUGGGGUGAGCAGGCGCAACCUGCCCGCGAAAGUUCGGGACCUCAAACUGAACGAGAAGUCAACAUGCGCACAGUUACAAGGCCCAGAAGGUUCCUGUCGGAGGACCAGAGCCAAUUCUUCACACAGACACACGAGAAGUCUCCAGCACAGUCACCACAGCAGUCACCCUCAACGGGCAGAAAAGGGGCCACGGACACAGGCACAGGUACAAGCACGGACACAGGCACGGGUGCAACAGGCACAAACAUGGGUGCAGGGGUAGGUGGCAGCAUACAGGUGGGGGGUGGGCCACGGACAGUCGGCAAUCAGGGCUAUGAAGUCACGAACAUGGAUGUGCUACACACACAGUACACCCACAGCAGAUCAGCAGACAGCCAUGCACAUACGGCGGAUGGGCUGAAGCGACUCAGUGCCGCGCAGCUGCUGAGCGAACCUGAACACCCGCCCCAAACACGCAGUGGGGCGACAUCCACACCACAGCAUCUGACUCAUAGGCUAGGCAGACACGGCACACCGCAAGACACCAGCGCACACAGCAGCCCACAUGCCCAGGACGAGGGGCACCCCCAAGCCACGGGUGGGCAUACCUCAUGUGGGCACACACACAGCUACCUGCCCGCCCGGGACAAGGUCAAGCACAGGUGCAUUGUAAGCGGCAUCCUCUACGACGACAUGGGUGUGGAGGGCAACGCGGAGAUGCUGCUGGGCCCACGCACGCGUAUGACACUCUCCGCCUACAGCUCAUAUCCACCGUACAACGCACGUGCCACGAACAGCCACAACACACCAGCCACCACACACCAGUCACCUGCUGCAGCAGAGGCAGCCGAGUCACAGCUCAUUGCCUUUGCACGGCACACGUCGGCUAAUGGGCUGUUUACGACGACGGGUCUAUUCAUGUCUGGCGGCAUGGUGUUCGGUACGAGCUUACUGGUCAAGCCACCGAGGUAA